Prorocentrum cordatum is the source of this 394-nucleotide messenger RNA. Lineage: Eukaryota; Dinophyceae; Prorocentrales; Prorocentraceae. The record is from the annotation of a GenBank genome assembly.
AUGCCUCUCCCAGGACCACGGCGUGCCCUACCUGCGGCGCCAGGCGGCGAAGGCGGCCAAGUGGCCAGAGUGGGAGUUCCUCCUAGCGGACGGGGGCGACGGGCAGACAGGAAGCGGGAGCGGCCUCAUCUGGAAGAACCACACCAUGAUCGGCAUCCUCGAGGAGAGCGUCGACGUCGGCGGGCCGAAGUACGCGACGCUGGACGGGGAGAAGAACGAGCAGAUGUGCGAGGCGUUCUGGGAGGGCGGAGCGCUGGUGAUCGAGCGCCAGAGCCCCAUGGGCCACGUGCGCGAGGAGCGGCGGAUCAACGAGAGGUCGGAGGGCAUCAGAGCUAUCCGCCCCUCCCCCCCUUCGUCUUCGUUUUCUGCGUUGGACAAACGCUGGCUUGCGUGA